Messenger RNA from Lachancea nothofagi CBS 11611, 507 nucleotides. The record is from the annotation of a GenBank genome assembly. NCBI's taxonomy places the organism in Eukaryota, Fungi, Ascomycota, Saccharomycetes, Saccharomycetales, Saccharomycetaceae.
AUGUUUUCCAAAGGUCUAUUCCAAAGCCAGGCGAUCAGAGCCUUGCACUCCACUAGCAAGAGGUCACUCACCAUUCCUUUUCUUUCGACUUUGCCUCAAAACCCAGGCGGUGUUAAAGGCGAUGUAAACGAUGCCUGCCUGCCUCCUCCUUCUCCUGAUAGACUUCACGGGUCUGUACCCUGGGAUGUCGAGCGUGUCUCUGCCGUUGCUUUAAUUCCACUAGUUGGAAGUGCCUUGGCAUCAGGCGGUGACGUCAGCGUUGUGGCCGACUCAAUUCUAGCCACAGUACUGUUAGGCCACGUCUAUGUCGGGUUCCAAUCCUGCAUUAUCGACUACAUUCCUACAAGAGUUUACGGCAAGAACCACAACUAUGCCAUGUACCUAUUGACUCUUGGCUCUUUGUUUGCUGGGGUUGGUAUCUACAAACUAGAAACUGAAGAAAAUGGGCUAACUGGAGUGGUCCAAAAGUUGUGGACCGCCAGCAACCACUCUGAAGAAAAGAAAUAA